GGAAGGGCUUCAGUGACCGCUUAUGUCUCCUUUGCUUCAAAACCGUUGGCUCAUUUACCCCGCAAACUUUUAUUUAUCUUUUAUUUUUUUGACAUCCUUUUUGUGUGUGUAUGACAUAAGUAAAACUAACCUCACACUUGUCAGUUCGGUCUCAGGAACGAGUGAUGUAAACAGAAAAUGCAAGGUCUGCAAAUCGAAAUGCUGUGAGUUGUGGGUCAGUGAAAAUAUCCGGAAUACGAAAUCAAAUAACCGCGAGAAGACCCACGCAGAGGUUAAUCGAAUUUUCAUUUAGCUUACUGCCUAAUUUUCUCUAUAGAGAAACGGGGCUUUAUUGCUAAAUCGGUAGGAACGAUAUUAUGCAAGGCCAUCAUUCAGUGCAACAUACGUUUCAGAACGUAUAGCCUAUAACCGUCAGAAUGGCAUUAGUUAACAACAGGCGGGCAAUAUACUCGGCGAAAGAUACCAUUAAGAUUCAGAAUAUGAUCUUUGCAUUAGAAGAAUAAGACUGUAGCCUGCAUCGCUUUUGCACUAAGCGCUCCGGUGUAUUCUGGUCAAGUGCUGGGAGUUGCAUUGCAGGGGUGGGUCUUCUGCAGUCGGGAGGAGCGCUCCAAGAGAGAUGCUUUUAGCAGCGGGUUUACCAGGACUUCGCGUCGCAUGCAGCUCAAUGGUGAAACGCUGGCUACGUGUCGUUUUGUAACACAGUCCGCACAAUUUGCUCAUCAGGGAAGCAGGCUACAUGCGCGAAUAGCAAAGAUAAGCCUCUUCAAUCGGGUGCUUGGAGAGAGAAGUGGAACACCAUCUCCCGCGGAACGCCGGGCACCUGUGCCGUUUAAUGGGGAGCCGUAAAUGAACUGAAAGGGGUUUCUGGUGGAGUUUCUCCCCUUUCCUUCACUGCGCCAAACGUAAACUCCAGUUAGGUAGCACACACACUCCAGCUGCCUUGGAGAGAGAGAAGAAAACAAGACGGAGGGAGGGCAGCCACACGAUGUCCUCAGCUCAGGGCAGGGAUAUAUCAGACUACCAUUUGAGCGUGGUGCGGGACCCGCCUGCCUGGGAGGUUGGGGUGUACAUCGCCGGGUUCCUGACACUUUUAGGGGUAGUGGGGAUCAACCUGUGGAAGCUGUGGAAGUCUGGGGCCUUCCCCGCACCCUCUCCAUUCCCCAACUACGACUACCGCUACCUGCAGCAGAAGUAUGGCACCUCCUACUCAGAAGUGAGGCAAAAGAGGGUUGUGGCCUCCAACCACCGGAGGGUGUCGUCUGUAAGCCGGAAGCCCAGCUUGCAACUGGGGGACACCCCGGAUGGUUUUCGCGAGCUGGGGACCCUGGAGCUGAUGAACAGGGACCUGGACCCCACGGGCGCCCUGCAGCUGAACCGGUCCGUGUCCACAGACUCGCUGAGCUCCAUUUCCUCUAUCGCCAACAACUUCGGCCACGACUUCACCGUGGGGCAGCUGGAGGUGACGCUGGAGUACGAGGCGCGCUCCAGCGUGCUCUUCAUCUCUCUCCUGCAGGGGAAGGACCUCCUGGAGAGGGAGGAGGGGGACUUCCCCGGCUGCUUCAUCCGCGUGACGCUGCUCCCCGAAGAAUUCAACGUGGGCGUGUCUAGGGUCCAGACGAACGCGUUCACGGUGCUGUUUGAUGAGCGGUUCUCCGUGCCCUUGGACCCAGCAGCCUUAGAGGAGGGCAGUCUGCGCUUUGUGGCAUUUGGCAUCGACUCGGACGAGAGGAACAUCAGUGCUGGGACAGCUGAGCUGAAGCUGUCCGACCUGGACCUCACCAUCAGACCUUUCAACGCCUGGCUUUACCUGCAGGACUUGAACAAGGCCGUGGAUGCUGUUGGGGAGAUCCUUCUGUCACUUAGUUACCUACCCACAGCCGAACGCCUCACUGUGGUUGUGGCCAAAGCAAAGAACCUGGUGUGGACCAAUGGCAAGACCACAGCAGAUCCAUUUGUCAAAGUAUACCUCCUCCAGGAUGGCAGGAAGAUCAGUAAGAAAAAGACCUCGAUGAAGAGAGAUGACCCGAACCCCAUUUUUAACGAAGCUAUGAUUUUCUCUGUGCCAGCCAUCGUCCUGCAGGAGCUCUCCCUGCGGGUCACUGUGGCAGAGUGCACUGACGACGGCCGGGGGGAUAACGUGGGUCACGUGAUCAUCGGUCCUGAGGCCAGCGGCAUGGGCAUUACCCACUGGAACCAGAUGAUGGCAACCCUGAGGAAGCCGGUCUCUAUGUGGCACCCGCUGCGUCGAAACUAGCCCAGCCCACAUCUCCCUGUCCCCUUCCCCAUAGUCACAGUUAUCUCUGCAUGGUGCCUAUUGUCUUACUAGUAUACGUCGAGGGAUUUGAGAGAGAAGAUAUGGAGUAAAAGAGCUUAUUUUUUCAGGAAACUGCUCUUUGUGUCUUUUGAAACCCAUUGUACAGUAUGUGUAUGGUGUUAUUAAAAAACAAAAAGAGUAUAAAUAUAUAGGCAAAGGUCCGAAAUGAGUUUUAUAUCAGAUCUUUAAACGUAUAUUGUAGAAAUUUAGGUACAGUAGCUUUUGGUAUGAGCGUGUCUUUGACUGGGAACAUGUCUGAUGUCCUGGGCUAAUUAAAAAUCCAGGUUCUCUUAUCCAGGUUUAUAAAUCUAUACUUCAGGCUGGCCAAAUCUCCACAAACACCCUCAAAGCAUGUGUAAUAUACAUGAUUAUGCUCUGAGUAAUAUUACAUGAUACAUCUUGUUGUAAGAAGUGUCAGUGAUUUUUUUUUCUUUGUCAGAAAUACCCAUACUGAGCAAAUUAACAUUCUUGGUUUUCCCUUACCACUAGACAAUAUUUAUUUAUUUAUUUAUUCAUUCAUUCUUUCUUUCUUCCCUUCAUUCAUUUACACAUCUUUUUGUGAAUUGCUCAUGUAAAGUUACUUAAACUCAUUACGUAUGACACCAGUUUUAUUUUUAUGUGCUAUUCAUUUUUUAUGAUCAAACUAUUUAUGCCCGGAGUAAUUAUUCUCAAAGUGCACUAGGAAAUCUAGCCUUGGAUUGUCUUUCUGCUGGAAGGGGUUUUUCCAUUUAGAGCCAUGACUGACACCAAUUUCCAUGCUGCCAAAUUUAAUUCAUUGACUGAAGAACCUUAAAAUAAAAUCUUAAGAUGUGGGGGUGUUAGGCUGUUUUACACAAGUAAACCUCUUGAAUGUCCCUCGAAUUAAAAAUCACUACACACUACAUGGGCAGGCAAUAAUAUGUUUUAUUUUUUGUUAUAGAACAAUGUUAAUUCAUGUCUUAAAACAUUGUCUAUUUGAUUUCUGCCUCCACUGACACUUUUACCACCCAAAGUGUCUUCAUACCCGGCGUCAGGAAAACUGCAUUGUUUGCAUUUUGGUAUCACUUUGCAAAUGUAGCAAGCAACGUAUCUGCAAUAUUCACUGAGGAAAGAAAAUGAUUUCAUUGCACAUUAGAAAAACACCAUAGGGUUCACAUAUCAUAUGAAUCGCAUUAGCCUACUAACCGAGUAAACGUUGAUUAUCGUAUUUAUUCUGCGUUCUGACCCAGUUAAGUGCUGUACCCGAAACACAGCUACAGUUAAAUCAUGCUGCGGCAUUUAUACGGAUACACCAGUGCAUCAACGUUUUAGAUUUUAUUGUGACUUACUAUGUGUUAUUCUGUGCCAAAUCUACCGUUAUUGAAGCAAUAUUUUCAUUUUCAGUGUGCAUUUACACAUUUUUGUGACUGAGAACUAAAACCAAUUUUACAAUGCAUGAUAUUUUACAGAUCUUUGAAAUUGAUGUGCCACCACGAAAAAAUAAGUCUUGUGUUCAAACAUUGUUUUAAAUAAAAAAUAAUGCUAUAUGA
Messenger RNA from Anguilla rostrata (American eel), 3822 nucleotides. It is a transcript of the gene syt12, whose product is annotated as synaptotagmin XII. Gene Ontology annotation, molecular function: SNARE binding; clathrin binding; calcium ion binding. Bases 986 to 2254 code for a protein of 422 amino acids. The record is from RefSeq and is a predicted model, not a curated record. Gene Ontology annotation, biological process: regulation of dopamine secretion; calcium-ion regulated exocytosis; regulation of calcium ion-dependent exocytosis. Lineage: Eukaryota; Metazoa; Chordata; Actinopteri; Anguilliformes; Anguillidae. Gene Ontology annotation, cellular component: exocytic vesicle; plasma membrane. The transcript is spliced from 9 exons.